GGACAAAAAGCAUUUCGUUUUUAAAAUUUGAAAUUAUCAAUAUGAUCGCCGAUCUGAAGCGGCAAUAUGAUGAGCGCUGGCAUUAUCCCCCAAAGCUGCCACCGACCAAGACUAAGUAUGUUGCUUGUGGAAAGGUGCCCUUUUACGGCCACAACGAUAAGCCGGACUACAGGCCCUGCUGGCAGCAUCCGCUUAACGUGCCGAACCAAGCUCUCUUUGGAGUUUGCUGGGAAUAUCCGCCGGAGCGGUACAAACGUCGCCCACUUCCGCCUCCAUGCCGAGGAUCGACCAUACCCGUCCAUUUGCUGAAGCCCACUUUUAAGCAUUGCGAGAACAUCUACACCCGGUAUGACUUUAAGCUAGAGGAGUGCGUGCAUGAGCAAAUUCUAGUAGUUGAUCAGAAACUUAAGAAGCUCAAAAAUCAGCUGGCCAAGGCCAAACCCUUGCAGAUCAAGAAGGUUAAGGAGAUGCGUUAUCAUGGAGUGCGCUAUCGCAUUUUGGUCGGAUCCACCGGAUGCACCAAGAUCUAUCCAGAGUACCUCAGCAGAAUGACCGAGGAGCGGGAACUCUGCGAGUUUCAGAGGGCCUACAAUAUCGUCAAUCAAUCCAAUUCUGAUUUGACCAAAUCUUUUUUGGAUAUGCGUGAGUCCAAAGAGGAGUUGGAUCUGCGACUGACUAGGCUAGACCGAUCCCUAGAUAGUAUAUUUUUGCAAGAUCUGGACUCGGUGUUAAAAAUUAUAGAAGACCUGAAGACGUACUUCUUUGGCGUUAUCGUAAAGCUAAAAACCUGGGCAGAACUGAUGGACCCGAUGAAGGAGCACUCUAUCGAAGACUAUCUGGCGCUUUUGAGCCAGGAUUCGGACUUCAAGAGCUUCAUGAGGGCCGGCAUGGAGAAUUGCACUUGCAAGCGGUGCGACAAGAAGGAUCCCUUGAAGCCGUAUCUUCCUUGCUGGUGUCAGCACCCUGAAUCCAGCGAUGAAACAUUAACUAAGAAAUUCGAUGAUGAUUGUCCUAAGACCUUUGCUGCCGUCGCGCAAAGCGACACUGACGUUGUCUAUGAAUCUAGCACUUCCAUGCUAGUGAAAGCGGAAGCUGAGAAGGCCAGGAUUGCAGCGGAUCGGGCGGAGUAAAGUGCUUCUUAAUAGGCUAUUCAGUAUCGUUUGUUGUAUAAUAA
Messenger RNA from Drosophila suzukii, 1174 nucleotides. RefSeq lists its product as uncharacterized. Lineage: Eukaryota; Metazoa; Arthropoda; Insecta; Diptera; Drosophilidae. The record is from RefSeq and is a predicted model, not a curated record.